CCCUCAGCCGCGGCGCGUCGUCGUCGCUGGGGAGCCCCAGGUCGCCGCCGCCCUCCUACGGGAGCAUCGUCACCGUGCUGAGCAUCGACGGUGGCGGCGUCCGCGGUAUCAUCCCCGGCACCAUCCUCGCCUUCCUCGAGGAGAAGCUCCAGGAGCUUGACGGACCGGAGGCGAGGAUCUCCGACUACUUCGACGUGAUCGCCGGAACGAGCACGGGCGGUCUAGUGACGGCCAUGCUCAGCGCGCCCGAUGACGCAGGCCGCCCGCUCUUCGCCGCCAAGGACAUUAACCAGUUCUACCUCGACCACUGCCCCAAUAUCUUCCCUCAAGCCAGCAAAGGGCCUUUUGGCUUGAUGAGGAGCAUGAUGGGACCCAAGUACAACGGCGAGUACCUCCACACGGUCGUCAAGAAGCUCCUCGGUGAGACGCGGGUCGGGGACACGCUGAAUAACGUCGUCAUCCCAACCUUCGACAUCAAACUUCUGCAGCCCACAAUCUUCUCGACUUACAACGCCAUGAAGGAUAAAUCAAAGAAUGCUCUUCUAUCCGACGUCUGCAUCAGCACCUCGGCUGCGCCGACCUACCUCCCCGGCCACCACUUCCAGACAGAGCACGAGGACGGCAGGCCCCGGGACUUCAACCUCAUCGACGGUGGCGUUGCCGCAAACAAUCCGACCCUGCUGGCAAUGACGGACGUCAGCAAGCAGAUCCUGAUGGGAAACCCAGACUUCUUCCCCAUCAAGCCCGCGGACUAUGGCAAGUUCAUGAUCCUUUCGCUGGGAACCGGUACCGCCAAGAUCGAAGAGAAGUUCGACGCUGCUGAGUGCGGCAAGUGGGGCCUUCUUGGGUGGCUCUACAACCGGGGCGCCACACCCAUCAUCGAUAGCUUCAGCCAGGCCAGUGCCGACCUUGUGGACAUCCAUGCCUCUGUGCUCUUUCAGGCGCUUCACUGCGAGAAGCGAUACCUCCGGAUCCAGGACGACGAGCUCAAGGGCGAGACGGCCUCCGUCGACGUGUCAACACCGGAGAACCUCAACCGGCUCGUCGACGUUGGCAAGGCGCUGCUCAAGAGGCAGGUGUGCAAAGUGAACGCCGAGACGGGGAAGAACGAGCCCGACCAAAAUAGGGGCACAAACCAGGAGGAGUUGGUCAAUUUCGCACGCAUGUUGUCAGAGGAGCGCAAAGCCAGGCUUCGGAAGGAGGGCGAUGUUGAAUUCUAGAGGCUUGGGGCAUUCCUUAGUAUUCGAAUUUGAUGAGACCGACAAGCACUACCUAUAUUAUUUGUAUAGAUAGACAUAUUUGUGUACAUAUUAAUUUGUUGAUAGUCAUUUAUAUCUGUUAAUUCGUGUAGAUAUUCAUUCGUUUGUCCAAUAUUCCUUGUAUAAACUACUGCGUAUAUGGCAUGGAUGUUCCGAUUUGUGAGUUUC
This is a messenger RNA of Triticum urartu, 1427 nucleotides long. RefSeq names its product patatin-like protein 2. Gene Ontology annotation, molecular function: glycerophospholipase activity; monoacylglycerol lipase activity. Gene Ontology annotation, biological process: lipid metabolic process. The record is from RefSeq and is a predicted model, not a curated record. NCBI's taxonomy places the organism in Eukaryota, Viridiplantae, Streptophyta, Magnoliopsida, Poales, Poaceae.